Molecule: messenger RNA, 2329 nt
Organism: Impatiens glandulifera
Lineage: Eukaryota; Viridiplantae; Streptophyta; Magnoliopsida; Ericales; Balsaminaceae
Product: multisubstrate pseudouridine synthase 7
Exons: 20
Coding region: 112-2100 (662 amino acids)
Biological process (GO): pseudouridine synthesis
Cellular component (GO): nucleus
Molecular function (GO): RNA binding; pseudouridine synthase activity
Source: RefSeq, a predicted model, not a curated record
GUUCAAUUUGACCUCCGCCGAUCAAGAGAAACGCACAAAGUCCCCCGCCGCCGGGUAAACUCUCGCACUAACGCCUCUCCUCCGGUCAUCUUCACGCUCUCUAUAACCUCCAUGAAAUCCGUCGAAGAAGCAGAUGUGGGCAUUUUAUGCUACAUAUCUCAGUUACCUGGUUUCCGCGGCAUUCUUAAGCAAAGAUACUCUGAUUUCAUUGUAAAUGAAGUGGGUUUGGAUGAAAAUGUUGCUCAUCUCACCUCAUUAGUUGCAUCACCUGAGGAUGUAGUGGAAAAGAAAAUAGAUUUAGACGAUUUAAAUCGGAGCUACGAAACUGAACUAGAACUGUUCAAGUCUCUUGUUGGUGACUCUGAUGCGGCGUGUCUAAAAGUCUUCAUUGAUCAAAUUAGUGCUGGUUCCAAUGAUAGUGUUGACCCAAUUAUUCUCUCCCCAAGUUCUGAUAAAGCUCAUAGGACGGAAGUGCAUAAUUUUUUCAAGACGCAUUUCAAAAUCCUUACUACAGAUACAGUAGAUGGACCAGACACAUCUUCAAAAUGCAUUCGUGUCUGGUUGAAAAUGGGAUUGAACAAUGAUAGUAAGAAGUCAAAGAAGCGGAAAGAGAGGGGUGCUAAACAGUAUCACAGUAGAGGUUCUGAUGAUUGGCCAGAUCAUCUUGACAAGUUUCUUAGCUUUAACCUUUACAAGGAGAACAAAGAUACUCAAGAGGUAUUAGGGCUGCUUGGAAAGAUGUUAGGGAACCAGACAAGAUCAUUUGGAUUUGCUGGCACAAAAGAUAAACGCGCUGUAACCACACAAAGGGUAACAGUUUUCAAGCAGCGGGCAAGUAGGCUAGCUGCCCUUAAUGAGAAGUUGAUUGGUAUCAGAGUUGGUGAUUUUUGCUAUGUAAAAGAAGGGCUGCAACUUGGGCAGCUUUAUGGUAAUCGAUUCACAAUUACAUUGAGAGGCAUUGAUGCAGAUUCUGAAAAUACUAUAACUUCUUCUGCAAAAGCCUUGGGGCAGUAUGGAUUCAUCAAUUACUUUGGUUUACAACGAUUUGGGAGUAGUUCAGUGCCUACUCAUCUUAUUGGAGCUGCAUUACUUAGAGGAGAAUGGAAAACUGCAGUAAACCUGGUUCUUGAUCCAAGAGAGGGGGAAAGAGAUGUUAUACAAACUCUUCGUGAGUAUUACAAGGAAAGUGGUGAUAUAGAUGGGACCUUGAGGCAAUUACCACGUUAUUUGGUUGCUGAAAGAGCUAUACUGCAGUGCUUGAAGAAAUUUCCUGGGAAUUACUUACAGGCUUUGAAAGCUAUACCUAGAACUCUUAGAAUGAUGUAUGUGCAUAGUUACCAAAGUUACUUAUGGAACCAUGCUGCAAGUAUGAGAGUUCAAAAACAUGGAUUCACCCAAGUUGUUCUGGGAGAUUUGGUGAUCUGUAAAGAAGAGUCCAAGACUAGCAAUUCUAUGGUGGAAUUUGUAGAUGAUGUCUGUAGUGACAGAUAUGAGAACAGCCAUAUAGAUGAAUCCUCUGAAGUAGAAGAACUCCCUGCUGGGAGAUGCUAUGAAGUGAAGGUUGUAAGUGAACAAGAUUUAGCAUCUGGAGCUUUUAAAAUAGAUGAUAUUGUCCUUCCAUUGCCUGGAUCCAAGACAGUAUAUCCAACAAAUGACAUUGGUGACUUGUACCAUGAUCUAGCAAAAAAGGACGCAAUUAGCUUGACAGAGAGUGUACAUACUGUUAAGGAGUUUUCAAUAACGAAUAUGAAAGGUGAUUACAGAAGAGUAUUUCAGAAACCGGAGAACUUUGAAUGGGAGCUAAUCAAGUACACAGACUGCAACGUGCCGUUGGCGGAAACAGAUUUAGAUGUGAUUUCUAGGCCAAGGUCUGAACUUUCCAUGGGAGAACGAGAAACCAUCAAUGAGAAUGAGGAGAGAAAACAAGAAGAGACGUUACCACAGAAAGUGGAACCUCAAAAUGACUCAAAUGGUGCAGAGGUCAAGUUAGCUCUUAAGUUGAGUCUUACUCUACCGGCUUCUUGCUAUGCAACAAUGGCUAUAAGGGAGCUGCUCAAAACGUCCACUUCGGUUGCAUUCCACAAGACUCUCAAUGACUAAUCAAUUGUAAAUGAGCCAAGUACCAUUUCAACAGUUUGGUUGCCAAGACUUGAUGCAGUUAAUUUAUUCUCGAAUCUGCUAUUAGUUUCGAGCUGUAUCGACGUUUUUGUUUUGAUUUUGAAAGGAUUGUUUUAUUUGUUCCUUUGAUUUGUUAAAAGAAGUUUAUCUAAAUUUGGGUCACUUUGGAGUGUAACUCUUUUAAUUAUAGAGAACUUUCUUUCAGUGUUUA